AUGUCGAAUAGUUCAUCUCGGCUUGGCUCGUUCAAACCGGUGAGUAAGUGGAUGCUUAACAAGGCUUUUGCUUAUUUCAUCAUUCAUUUCCGUACUCCUGCAUACAUGGCUACAAUCUCUCGCAUCUUCCGCACAUUCUCCACCUCCGCCUCCAAAUCACCGGCGAAAUCUAUCUCCGACGACCUCUACAACGAACGCAACCUCAAACGGGUGGUGGAGAAUUUCAAAAAGUUAUCCGAAUCGCAUUUGUUUCGCAAACAAGCCAACGUUUACGACAAAACAGUGCGUCGUCUAGCAUCCGCCAAGAAGCACAAAUGGGUCGAGGAGAUUCUUGAAGAUCAGAAGCAAUACAAUGACAUUACAAAAGAAGGUUUUGCAGUUCGGUUAAUAUCAUUGUACGGAAAAUCUGGCAUGUUUGAUCAUGCACACAAGGUGUUCGAUGAAAUGCCUGACAGAAACUGUCCGCAGACUGUUAAGUGUUUUAACGCGCUUCUUGGCGCGUGUGUUAAUGCCAAGAAGUUUGAUAAGGUUGAUGAGUUGUUUAGAGAGUUGCCUGAGAAGAUAUCGGUGAAGCCGGAUGUGGUUUCGUAUAAUACUGUGAUUAAGGCUUGUUGUGAGAUGGGGUCGUUUGAAUUGGCCCGUUCGGUGUUUGAUGAGAUUGGGAAGAGUGGAUUGGAGCCUGAUUUGAUUAGUUUUAAUACUUUGCUUAUCGGAUCCACGGUAGGUUUGUUUAUGGGGAGGAAGUUUGGGCUAAGAUGA
Messenger RNA from Helianthus annuus (common sunflower), 759 nucleotides. RefSeq names its product pentatricopeptide repeat-containing protein At1g55890, mitochondrial-like. The record is from RefSeq and is a predicted model, not a curated record. Gene Ontology annotation, molecular function: protein binding. Gene Ontology annotation, cellular component: chloroplast. Bases 1 to 759 code for a protein of 252 amino acids. The transcript has a single exon. NCBI's taxonomy places the organism in Eukaryota, Viridiplantae, Streptophyta, Magnoliopsida, Asterales, Asteraceae.